GGCCAAUCUUGUCCUUAUAAUUACCCUCACAGCCACCUUGCUGUGACUGAAGCUUUGCAACGGGUAAAUCUCCAAGCACACCACUUCUACAUCUAACUCAUUCUAUAUCAUUUUCUCGCCGAGUAAUAAGAUAUAAUUGGCCCAAUGAACGGCAUCAUCGGCCUAUUUCUAUCUUCCCGGCCACCUGCUGAGCGGGUUCGUGUCCGGUACCUACUCAUCGUACCCGUCCUCAUCUCUGGCUUAGCUGCCUGCACCUUUCUAUUCCAUGGCGACGUGAACGCGUCCUUGCUUUACUCACAAUGCCACGCGCGUUCCCGGCUGCCCGAGAUAUCGCGUGUACCUGUUCUCGGUGCUCCAUUAUGUUAUCUCGUCUCUCUUUUCAUGUUCGCCACCGGCCCUGGGCAUGGUAUCUAUUUCUUCGGCUGGUAUCUGAGCUUCCUGGGGGCUUUGCUCACUGUCUCCCGCGUAGAAGCCGCCAGGGAAUGCAACAAACUUAAAUGGAGCAUUCGCUCCCCAACGGCCAGCUGGUUGGUUUCCAACCUCAUCGGGGGCGCGUUUGUUUGGAAUUUGUGGAUUAUUCCAACUUUCAUCAAAAGCUCUAGGGACUUUUGGGUUGAUGUCAGGAGUGUAAACGAAGAUGCACAAGAAAGUGGUCAGGCACGCCAAGAUAGACAGCAGGUUGGCGACCGAAUCGACUCGACGCGCAGUCUUACCUGUGAGGCCGAGGUUUACGCUAUAAUCAUAGCGGUUGCUGUGGGAUAUAUGGUUCCCAGCGUGCUAAUGCUCACACUCCGAAACGCCACGUCAGUCAUGAUUUGGCUCAUCUUUCCAUUGUGGGUGGCUGUCGUGCACUGGGUUGUCAAAUUCGCCGCGACUAGGCUGCUAAGGAACGAUGAACCACAUUGUCUCCGAACCCAUGACGAGUCUUUGUGGUGUAUCUACUUCCUACCUGGUUUCGUCUCAUUUAUUUUGCAUGUGACUUUUGUCUCAAAUCUUGGCUUCAUGGACGAUAGCCGGCAGAUGACACAGAUGGCACUCAAGUUUAUUCUGAUCAACUUCCUCUACACCGCCGCUCUAGUUUAUUACUGGAUGUUUGUCGAUGUCAAUGUCGACGAAUUACUACCACUGAUGAUAUCAUCCCUCCUUUUCGGCCCCGGUGCGACGUUAUGUAUACGAAGAGUCGCGCAAGAGAACAAACAAUGGCUCCUUGGAAUCAGGGAGUUUAGCGAGGAAACAGAUGACGAUGAUAGUACUGUCCAUGAGGAUACACCACUGUUGGGCUAAUCAGGUAGCUAGGAGGAAUAAUCAAGAUGAAUUAAGUGUCUAAACGGCUACUCCAGAAACGCCAAACCUCUAU
Molecule: messenger RNA, 1357 nt
Organism: Xylaria bambusicola
Lineage: Eukaryota; Fungi; Ascomycota; Sordariomycetes; Xylariales; Xylariaceae
Exons: 1
Coding region: 145-1284 (379 amino acids)
Source: RefSeq, a predicted model, not a curated record